Molecule: messenger RNA, 575 nt
Organism: Nyctereutes procyonoides (raccoon dog)
Lineage: Eukaryota; Metazoa; Chordata; Mammalia; Carnivora; Canidae
Gene: DYNLRB2
Product: dynein light chain roadblock-type 2
Exons: 4
Coding region: 87-377 (96 amino acids)
Biological process (GO): microtubule-based movement
Cellular component (GO): cytoplasm; centrosome; cytoplasmic dynein complex
Molecular function (GO): dynein intermediate chain binding
Source: RefSeq, a predicted model, not a curated record
CCGUCUCCUAGCAACGGCUGGAAGCGUUGCGGACUUCCCGGGCAGCGUUGGCGCCGGACUGAGCCGAGAGUCCAGCUGUCUGCACGAUGGCAGAGGUGGAGGAAACCCUAAAGAGGAUCCAGAGCCAUAAAGGGGUCAUUGGAACUAUGGUCGUAAAUGCAGAAGGCAUCCCUAUUCGAACAACGUUGGACAACUCAACAACGGUUCAAUAUGCAGGUCUUCUUCACCAGCUGACGAUGAAAGCCAAGAGCACCGUACGUGACAUUGAUCCUCAGAACGACCUCACUUUUCUUAGGAUCAGAUCAAAGAAACAUGAAAUCAUGGUAGCCCCAGAUAAAGAAUAUCUUUUGAUUGUCAUUCAGAACCCAUGUGAAUAGAUCUGCUACAGCCCAGCCUGUCCUAUGAUGUCAGAUUGAAAACAUUUUACUUUAUUACUAAGAUUAUAUUCCAAUCUAACUGACCUUUCAGACACUGUUUUCUAUUUUUACAUUUAAACUAUUUGGCACGUCUCAUUUAGUCCCUUUCCAAUGUAUUAUAAAGUUGUGAUUUAGCUACAUAAUAAAUGAGUUCUGAUA